Messenger RNA from Alnus glutinosa, 3084 nucleotides. Its product is annotated as pentatricopeptide repeat-containing protein At3g22690. Gene Ontology annotation, biological process: RNA modification. The transcript has a single exon. The record is from RefSeq and is a predicted model, not a curated record. Lineage: Eukaryota; Viridiplantae; Streptophyta; Magnoliopsida; Fagales; Betulaceae. Bases 455 to 3010 code for a protein of 851 amino acids. Gene Ontology annotation, molecular function: RNA binding; protein binding; zinc ion binding.
CUCUGCCUUUGGUUGCUCCCUGUAGCAUCUCGAUACCCUGUUGUACCAUUUCAAGAUGAUUUUGGUGGAUUGAUAUGGGUUACAUUUCCUUUUGAUUUUCUGGUUGUGUAAUGCUAGAUUGGGGUGGAUUUUCUGUGGGUGAUGUCUUGGCCUUGCUUGUUGUUUUGCUAGGAAAGGACUUGGAGUUAUCAGUUAUGGGAUUCUGAGUUGUGGGCUUUCUUGGAGGUUUACGGGUAGAGAUGGCUUAAGGGGUUGCAUUUUGAAAGUUUGGAUUUGGUGAUUUUCUUGUGAUGGCCGCUUGUAGGUAGUGUUGGUUGAGAGGACUUUACUUUGAUUUGUGUAUGUGGCCAUUGGAGAAUGUAGUUGUUAAUUGUCGUUGAUGAUAGUAGUUGUGGAAUUUUAGUAGAAAGUAUCUCCAAUUAAAGUAGCUCUUGGUGCAGCAGCCAAUACCAGCAUGACCACAAUGGCCGUGACCCUUCCUCUGCCUCCUGUGGUCUCAGCCACCCCAAGCUCCAUAACUCCCACCAAUCUAGAUGAGGCCAAGCCCAAGACCAAGACCACGGCCAAGGACUCUUCUCCUACUGGGUCUUUCAAAAACUGCAAAACCAUGAACGAACUCAGGCAAAUACACUGUAACAUCACAAAGAAAGGCCUCUGCCACAGCCCGUCGACCGUGACCAAGCUGAUUGCCGCGUGUGCCGAAAUGGGCUCCUCCGAAAGCUUACAUUACGCUCGAAAGGCGUUUGAAGGCUACAAUGGAGAUGGGGGAAAUACUAGGUUGUUGUUCAUGUACAAUUCUUUGAUUAGAGGUUACUCUUCUGCUGGACUUGGUGGUGAUGCUAUCUUGCUUUAUAUUGAGAUGGUGGUUGCGGGCAUUGUGCCUGAUAAAUUCACGUUUCCCUUUUUGCUAAGCGCAUGCACGAAGGUUUUAGGGUUUUUUGAGGGAAUUCAAGCUCAUGGAGUAGUUAUGAAGAUGGGUUUAGAGGGAGAUGUGUUUAUCGGGAAUUCUUUGGUUCAUUUUUAUGCAGAGUGUGGAAAGAUAGAUUAUGCACGGAAGAUGUUUGAUGGAAUGCUUGAAAGAAAUGUUGUGUCGUGGACUAGUUUGAUUUGUGGUUAUGCUAGGAGGGGUUGUCCGGAGGAAGCGGUUUGUUUGUUUUUUGAAAUGGUGGAGACGGGUGUUAGACCCAAUUCGGUUACGAUGGUCUGUGUGAUAUCAGCUUGUGCAAAGUUGAAGAAUCUUGAAUUGUGUGAGAAAGUAAGUGCUUACAUGGGUGAGGUAGGAGUGAAGCUUAACACUCAUAUGGCUAAUGCACUUGUUAAUAUGUUCAUGAAAUGUGGAGCUAUUGAUAGUGCAAAGAGGCUUUUUAAUGAAUGUGUAGAUAGAAAUCUGGUUCUGUGCAAUACUAUCAUGUCAAAUUAUGUGUGCCUGGGGCUGCUGAGAGAAGCUCUUUCUGUCUUUGGUGAGAUGCUGCAACAGGGACCACAACCUGAUAGAGUUACAAUGUUAUCUGUGUUCUCAGCAUGUGCACAUUUAGGUGAUAUUCUCUUUGGAAAGCAGUGCCAUGGUUAUAUUUUGAGAAAUGGGUUAGAAGGUUGGGAUAACAUAUCUAAUGCGAUGAUAGACAUGUAUAUGAAGUGUGGCAAACAAGAAAUGGCUCACAGAGUCUUUGACUGUAUGCCAAAGAAGACUGUCGUGUCGUGGAAUUCAUUGAUUGCUGGUUUAAUUAGAAAUGGUAAUGUGGAGUCGGCUUGGGAAAUUUUCAAGGAAAUGCCAGACAGUGAUCUCGUCUCCUGGAACACAAUGGUCACUGCUUUGGUCCAAGAGAGCAUGUUUGUGGAAGCAAUUGAACUUUUCCGAGUGAUGCAGAAUGAAGGGAUUAAAGCCGAUAGGGUAACAAUGGUGGUCAUUGCAUCUGCCUGUGGCUAUUUAGGAGCUCUUGAUCUUGCUAAGUGGAUCCUUACUUACAUUGAAAAGAAUGAUAUUCACUGUGACAUGUGGCUUGGCACAGCCUUGGUUGACAUGUUUGCUAGGUGUGGUGAUCCUCAAAGUGCAAUGCGAAUUUUCAAUAAAAUGGCAAGAAGAGAUGUUUCUGCUUGGACUGCAGCCAUUGGAGCAAUGGCCAUGGAAGGAAAUGGGGAACAAGCUAUAGUGCUUUUCAAUGAGAUGCUUGGGCAAGGGGUGAAACCCGAUGAGGUAGUCUUUGUGGCGCUAUUGACAGCAUGCAGCCAUGGCAGGUCUGUGGAUCAAGGGCGGCACCUUUUCAGGUCAAUGAAGGAGAUCCACGGAAUCUCCCCUCAAAUUGUCCAUUAUGGAUGCAUGGUUGAUUUACUCAGCCGAGCUGGGUUGUUGGAAGAAGCUCUUGAUCUCAUAAAGAGCAUGCCAAUGGAACCUAAUGAUGUGAUUUGGGGGUCUCUUUUAGCUGCUUGCCGGAAGCAUAAAAAUGUUGAAGUGGCAGCAUAUGCAGCUGAAAGGAUAAUUGAAUUGGCUCCUGAGAGGACUGGGAUUCAUGUGCUUCUCUCAAACAUAUAUGCAUCUGCUGGUAAGUGGACUGAAGUUGCAAAAGUGAGGCUACAGUUGAAGGAGAAAGGUGUCCAUAAAGUGCCUGGAUCAAGCUCAACAGAGGUUAAUGGAAUAAUCCAUGAGUUUACCUCUGGUGAUGAAUCACACCCAGAAAACACCCAGAUUGCAUUGAUGCUACAAGAAAUAAACUACAGGCUCAGUGAUGCAGGUCAUGUUCCUGAUUUAACCAAUGUUAUGCUUGAUGUUGAUGAUCAGGAGAAAGAAUACUUGCUCAGCAGACAUAGUGAGAAAUUAGCCAUAGCUUUUGGACUAAUCAGUACGGGUCAAGGUAUGCCAAUUCGUGUUGUUAAGAACCUCCGUAUGUGCACUGAUUGCCACUCAUUUUCCAAACUCGUGUCAAGAAUAUAUGAAAGGGAAAUUGUCAUUCGAGAUAAUAACAGGUUCCACUUUUUCCGGCAGGGGUAUUGUUCUUGUUGUGAUUAUUGGUAGAGAGAAGAAAAAAAAGGAAAAACUUUCAUUUGUAAAUUUCAUUUUUAAUUCCAAUUAUUUGCUCAAAAAAUGAA